CCCGGGCCGGCCGCGUCCGCCGCACGUGUGUCGCGCGAUGCCCCCCCGCCCGCGCCGCCACCCCCGCUAGCUCGCGCGUGCUGUGACCGCAGUGAGUGCUCUGUGUGGACGCGUGGAGCGACUGUGGCACGAUGCGAGCGCGACCCCGCACGCGCUGACACGCAUGCCACUAGUCGCCACGGAUUUCUGUCUCUCCAGUAAGUUUGAGUGUUGUUUCGCGACUUAAAUGCACAGUCGCCGCGCGCCCGCCGUGACUUGUUCGAGUUGACAAACUUUUGAUUUAUCCGGCGCUCGAUCGCCCAGUGAAUGGUUCGAGUGGUGGCGAGGAUUGGCGCACAAAGCGCCGCACUAUCUGUGAUCUGAGCGGCGCGAGGUAUCUCCGAGCGGAUCGCGCCGCCGGACGCAGCACGCCCGCUCUCAUAGAGCGCGUGGCGUCGCGCAGGAUGUGCGCGUGCGCGUGGCGCCUGCACGUCUUCACCGCCGCGCUCGUGCUCGCCGCGCAUCUCAUCAAAGUGCUGUCGUGCGGCGAGGCGGGCGCGGGGCCGCGGCUCGCCAAGCGCUACGUGGGGCUGUACACGGGGCCCUACUUCGACCCCUCGGCGCCCAACAACAUCACCACGCAGCUCGGCACGCACGCCUACCUGCCCUGCAAGGUGCGCCAGCUCAGCAACAAGUCGGUGUCGUGGAUCCGGCGCCGCGACGCGCACAUCCUCACGGUGGACCGCUUCACCUUCAUCGCCGACGAGCGCUUCCAGGCCUUCCUCGUCGAGGCGACCGACACCUGGACGCUGCAGGUGAAAUACGUGCAGGCGCGCGACGCCGGCGUCUACGAGUGCCAGGUCGGCACCGAGCCCAAGAUGAGCCACUUCGUGCAGCUCAACGUUGUAGUGCCAAAGAUCGAGAUCGUGGGCGAGUCGGACCUGUACGUGAAGGCGGGCACCACGGUGAGCCUGAAGUGCGUGAUCACGCAGGCACUGGAGGAGCCCGCCUACAUCUUCUGGUACCACAACGACGAGCGCGUGCUCAACUACGACAAGAGCCUCGUCGAGAUCCGCAUGGAGCGCGUCGCCCCCGACACCACGGUGGGCAACCUGAUCAUCUACAGUCCGCGGCGCGAGGACUCCGGCAACUACUCGUGCUCGCCCUCCAACCUCGACUCCGCCUCCGUCAUGCUGCACGUGCUCAGCGGCGAGCAGCCGGCGGCGAUGCAGCACGGCAACGCGGCGGCGCGCGCGCAGCCGGCGGCGGCGCUGAGCGCGGCGCUGAGCGCGGCGCUGGCGCACGCGCUGUGGCCGCCGCGCCGCGCGCUGCUCAGGCUGCUGCUGCUCGCGGCACUCGCGCUGCUAUUCCCGGUGCUAUGUCACGACGAGGACGACGGCAAAUAGCGCCGCGCGGGGCCUGCGCGCGCGCCGCCCGCGUGAUGUGCGGACACAGUGUGUGUGUGUACGUGAGUGAGAGUGUGUGCGCGGGCGAGGGCCCCACGUCCAGCAACACGCCGCAUGCGAUGCGGAGUGCUUAAGUUAAUGUAUUGUAAAAAUUUCAGAUGUAUUACUUAGAUAAUGGAACGGUCUGUCGUACGCGUUGUGAUAUGAACGAUAUGUGAGAAGAUUCAUUAAAUUACGACGAAAUUCGUAUCGGUACCUACCUACUAAAGUUUAUAUUAUGGGAAACAAACUAUGUACAUAGGCUGACGACGCGAGCGGGGCAGCGCCUCGCUGCUGGCUGCCGCUCGCGAGUCUUUCACAUUUGUAAAAUUGUACAUAAUUAUUAUAAACUAUUACAUUAAUUAUAAUAUUGAUAGAAACAUUGAAUUAUGUAAUGCGCGGCGGCGGCGCACUGCGCGUGUCCGACACAGCGCGGGAUCUCUUGGCUCAAUUCAGAGCUGACGCAAUCUUCAAUAUUACCUCAUUAUAUCUCAGCUACACAGUAGUUACUUGUAUUACGUGUUUUAUGAGCCUAAAGAGCCUCAAUUUUUUUAAAUUCGGGAUAGUGUUUUGACUUGACUAAUAAACAUCUCUUUAUAAUAAACUGACACAAGUAUGACUGUGUCAAGUUAAGAAUGAAGUAAUGUGUCGUGUGCCUGUGUGCGCCGGCACGCGCGGUGCGUGGCUGCUCUAGCGACAGCGAGCUCGCCUGACAGCUGCUCAAUAGUACAACACUGCAAGGAAUUGUAUCAUAAACCGUGAAUUGUUUUGAAUUGUCUACACUCAGCUACGAUGUAUUAUACAUAUUAUGAUGACAUUGUGAGGAGCCGCGGGCGGCGCGUGACGUCACGCGCUAUGCGCCGCCGCCGGCGCCGCUCGCGUCUCCCGACUCCUUAUUAAUUUCAGUGAACGUAUGUCGUCGAACAGUGGUUCCGAGUUAAAUAAGUUUGGUUCGUUAACACUGUUACUGCCUCACUUGUAAAUAUACUAAUGUAAGUAAUACAAAAUAAAGAUGAAAUCGUUGAAACAUU
Messenger RNA from Helicoverpa zea (corn earworm), 2455 nucleotides. Its product is annotated as lachesin-like. Lineage: Eukaryota; Metazoa; Arthropoda; Insecta; Lepidoptera; Noctuidae. Gene Ontology annotation, biological process: synapse organization. Gene Ontology annotation, cellular component: neuron projection membrane. The coding region runs from base 444 to 1385 and encodes 313 amino acids. The record is from RefSeq and is a predicted model, not a curated record. The transcript is spliced from 9 exons.